Molecule: messenger RNA, 1575 nt
Organism: Peniophora sp. CBMAI 1063
Lineage: Eukaryota; Fungi; Basidiomycota; Agaricomycetes; Russulales; Peniophoraceae
Source: the annotation of a GenBank genome assembly
AUGUCAUCCUCUUCGUUUAACCCGCUUGAACCCCGCAGCUCUAUUCAUGACAAGAAGGAAGAAGUCUCUCUGGUGGAGCAUGUAGGAUCGGAGAAGCAAGAGACCAGCGAGGAUGAUAGAGUAUCCGUAGCGGACUUUGGCGGAGAUAGUACGCUACCACCCCCUCCCAUUCUGACGCCAGUGCAGGAGAAGGCAUUAUAUCAUAAGGUCGAUAUGCGCGUUAUGCCCAUGUUGACAAUCAUGUAUCUGUUCUCUUUCCUUGACCGAGGCAACAUCGGCAACGCAAAGAUUCAAGGGCUGACGACUCAGCUUGACCUCACUGGAAAUAGGUACAACAUUGCCCUAACAAUGUACUUCAUCCCGUAUUGUUUGUUUGAAUGUCCGUCAAAUCUGGUGCUCAAGAAGUUCCGCCCUUCGCGCUGGCUUCCAUUGAUCACAGUGACCUGGGGAGUGAUUAUGACUCUUAUGGGUCUUGUCAAGAACUACCCGCAAUUAGUUGGUGUGCGCGUGUGUCUUGGUGUAGCGGAGGCAGGUCUAUUCCCUGGCGUCGUCUAUUACUUCACCCUAUGGUAUCCCCGUGAUAUGCUACAGUUUCGCGUUGGUAUAUUCUACGGAGCAGCCUCAAUGGCGGGCGCCUUCUCUGGCCUUCUGGCCUUUGGGAUCUCCUUCAUGGAUGGUAUAGCAGGUCUGGAAGGGUGGUCAUGGAUAUUCAUCUUAGAAGGCAUCGCCACUGUCAUCGUUGGCGUGACCGCGUUCUUUGUCCUUGUCGACUUUCCUGCAACAGCACUUUUCUUGACACCCGAGGAGCGCUCGUAUCUCGUCUGGAAGAAAAAGUUUGAUAACUCUUCCGUCGGCGAGGAAGAACGCUUCCAUAUACGGCAUCUCCUGAGUACAUUCACCGACUGGCAAAUAUACGCGCAUAUCCUGGUAUACAUGUCAAUUGUCGGUCCUCUCUACGGCUUUUCUCUCUUCCUACCGUCGAUUAUCAAUACCUUCGGGUUCUCACCCGCCAUCAGCAACCUGCUCACCGUACCACCGUAUAUCGUCGCCACCAUCGUCCUUAUCACCUUCGCCAUUUUAUCAGAUCGUAUGAAGAUACGAUCUCUAUUCAUCCUCAUCUGCCUUGUGCUACUCGUCGUCGGCUUCAGUAUCAACAUCUCAGACGCGCCAUCCGGCGUCAAGUACUUCGGCGCUUUCCUUUGUACUACGGGGACGUACGCGGCAUUCCCUGGAAUCGUUGCCUGGCUUGGGAAUAAUCUCUCUGGACAGUAUAAGCGUGGUGUUGGAAUGGCAGUACACAUUGGUGUUGGAAACCUUUCGGGUGCCAUCGCAUCCAACGUCUACCGAACACAAGAUGCGCCUCGCUAUAUCCUAGGACACGGAAUCAUGCUCAUGUUUGUCGGCAUCGGCCUAAUCAUGACACCGCUCGUUGUACUGAACUACAUUCGCAUCAAUCGUCACCGCGAUACAAGUGUCGCGGCUGGGAACCUCACGUAUACAGACAAACAGCUUCGCGAGAUGGGGGACCGUGCGCCGGACUUCAGCUACUGUACUGUAUACGACCGUGUAGAGUAG